Camponotus floridanus (Florida carpenter ant) is the source of this 1904-nucleotide messenger RNA. RefSeq lists its product as uncharacterized. The coding region runs from base 853 to 1830 and encodes 325 amino acids. Gene Ontology annotation, biological process: regulation of transcription by RNA polymerase II. Lineage: Eukaryota; Metazoa; Arthropoda; Insecta; Hymenoptera; Formicidae. The record is from RefSeq and is a predicted model, not a curated record. Gene Ontology annotation, cellular component: transcription regulator complex; nucleus. The transcript is spliced from 7 exons.
GGUUAAAAAAAAAACUCAGAGACGACCAAAUUCGUGUACUUUCAAAAAUGCCUUACAUCAAAUAUGAUUUGCAUGUGCGUUCUGAUUAUUAAAAGAAAUUUAAUUUAAAGACCAUAAAGAUAUCUUAACUAAAAGACUUUGAUAAGGAAAAUCCAAAUAAGAUGAAUCAAAAUCACCGAUUUUUCUAUCAAAUAAAGCCAGUUAAAUAUAACACAGCGAGAUUAUUUUCGCUGUAUAGACCAAAAAGUUAAAAAAUAGUACGUGUUAAUAGAGAGAAUGUAUCAAGGAUAAUUAAAUGAUGCUUUUUCAACACGUUUCUAUUAUGAUUGCAUGUUACAGAUUUAUAUUGAUUUCUAUUCGUGUAUAUGGUUUUGUCUCUGGUAUACAACACAAUUAUAUAUACUGGUAAUUUGUUUUAUGUUAUAACAUCUUACAAGUUUCAUAAAUAUUUAAAUGUUUUUUAUGUACUAUUAUCCAUAUGUUUGGCCAUAAAGUAUUAUUUCUUUUUUUACAGGUGUUCAUACUUAUCGUAUGCAUGAUAUAUUAUUAUCAUUGCGAAGGUGUUUAUCGAACAAGAUAUUAAGCUAUUUUCUUGUUUUUAUCUGCCGUUGGAUUCUCGAUAUUGAUAAUUAUUCCUCAAGGAAUUGUUACUUGAUUGCACAUUUUGGUUUAUUUUGGUUUCCCAUUGUUUCUUCUAUUUUGAUGCAGCGACGCAGUAUAAUUAUAAGGCUGCGAUUUCAUUACCUAUCUGACGCUAGCGUCUAGUCGAUCACGUGACCUCUUUUUGAACGCUAACGUCAAAAGAAAAAAGCUGGAUUUGUUCAGCUUCAAGCGUCAAGCAGUGCCUCAAAAAUGUCUGUGGAAAACGAAUUUGAAAUGGUUCAAACAUGUGGGCUUUGCGAAAUGAUCAUUCCCAUUGAAAAUAUUAAUACUCAUCCUUGCUUAGAAGGAUAUUCUAAGUAUUAUGUUGAUAAUUCAACAUUAUACUUUUAUCCAAUGACAGAUGACGGACAAAACAUAAUAAGAAAAAGUUUAAUUGAGAAUGAUGAAAUAGUAGUAAUAGAGGCAAAAGAAAAUAAUAAAAAAAAUUUAUAUAAUAAUUCUAAUAAGGAAAAUUUGUCAAAUAAUAUUCAACAUUUAAAAAGGAAGCUCCCAAUGACAACUAAUAUUCCAGAAUCAAAAAGAAAAUUCAAAACAGGUUUGUCAUUCGACGAAGAAGAGCUGUUGAUUCUGGAAGUACAAAAACGAGAAGCGUUAUGGAAUUUUCAAUUAGAUAUUAGACAAAGAAAUCCGAAAGAAAGAAAUAAAUUGUGGCAGGAAGUUUCUGAGGCAUUAAAUGGUGUAAUUAGCCCAGAAACAGCUAAAAAUAAAUUUAAAUCUUUACAUGAUACUUAUCGUAAAAUUAUUCAAUCUGAACAAAAGGCAAGUGGAUCUGCAACACCAAAUACUACUCGCUUGUGGCAACAUUAUAAUAAUAUGGAAUUUUUGCGUGACUCUUGUUUGGUCAAAACCACGGCAUCAAAUAUUUCUAGAACAAGAGCAUCGUUCAAUGAUUCGGAUCAGUCAUCAGAAGAAACUAGGAAUGUUCGGUCAGCUAAAAAAACAGAUAAUCUCAAAGAAAACAGUGCUAUUGAGAGAAUUGCUAAUGCUUUGUGCGAUACUUCCAACGAUGAUAUUAUUUUACCGCCUCCACCUCAGCCUGACGACAUCGACUCUUUUUUAAAUUUGUUGGGGUUUCGAAUUCGUCGUUUAUCCGAAGAGCAAAAACAGGAAGCAUUUCAAAGACACUUACAAUUGUCAUAUGAUAUGCUAAAAGAAAAUAGUAUAUAAAAUCAAAUUUUAACUGUUAUUAUGAAACUAAAUUAUCACAACUAUUGUUUUGUUUGCUACAUUUUAUUGAAUAA